Messenger RNA from Hyalella azteca, 1438 nucleotides. Its product is annotated as tropomyosin. Lineage: Eukaryota; Metazoa; Arthropoda; Malacostraca; Amphipoda; Hyalellidae. The record is from RefSeq and is a predicted model, not a curated record. Bases 59 to 1438 code for a protein of 459 amino acids. The transcript is spliced from 11 exons.
AGAAAUAUUUUUCAGAUUCUUAAACAUUUCUAAUUAAUGGUCUGUAAGCAAGAUUGCCAUGAUGGAAGAAAUGGAUGACCUAGAUGUAGAAAGCGUCUCCUCUGAUUACAGCAUCUUACCCGAAGCUCAUGAGAUGGAUGGAGUUGCCCAGCCAUACUUGGCUACAAGACCUGAUGCAAACAGCAGUAUCAGCAGCCAUACCCAGGUUGAGUUUGUAAACAUGUGUAGCAGUUAUCCCAGCUCGCAAGAUCUGGUUCUGUGUUACACAUUCACAGCAGAGCAUGUGCCUUCUGUCACUGAUAGACUUGCUCUCUACAAAGUGGGCUUUACCACUCCACAAGACUACCUGGUAUACGAGUGGGCACCCAUGCAGCCUCAAGCAGCUCCUUCAUCUGAUGCUGCCGAUGGCAGAAUCUUCUGUGUUACCUUCUCAAAGUCAGGCCUGCCUGGAGACGCCAACGAGUUCUACCAAGUGUGCUACCUGAGCGAGGACCGUCUCAUCAGGGGCGUGUCAGCACCGUUCCAGCUCGUCCAGGACGGCAGCGCUCAGUCCAGCCUGUCCAGUGGAGCCGUCUCCAGCAUCGAGCAACCAGACGGCACUGUACUGGUCACCACUGACGUGUCGUGUCUGCACACCAACAUCAACAUGUUGCAAGCGUGCGUGCAGCGUGUGCAAGCUGAGAAAGUUGCUGUUGAAGAACAACUGGCAGCCGUUCAGCUGCAGCUGCAGGGCAAGACUGAGCAGCUGCGCGACCUGCAGCUCAAGAUACAGGAUCUGUCAGUUGCGGCUGACAAGCAGCAGCAGGCGUCAGCUGCUGCUCUGCUGGAGGCAGAAAGUCGCCUGUCUAGCCUACAGCAGGAGCGUAAUGCUCUGCAGGAAUCACUGCAGGCUGCGCAGGAUGAGGUCGACCGACUGCAGGAAGAGAUAAAGUUGCAAGUUCGCCACAACGAUGAUGUGCUGAAAACGCUCAGCCAGCGCGAGGAAAACUUGGCGGAGAAAACUGCUCAGUUACACGAGAAGCAGGAGCAGCUCGCUACCGCCAUGAAUCAGCUGCAAGCUCUCGAGGCCAAACAGGAGGCAAACGAGGAGCUGCGGCAGCAGAUGGAGGAGCAGCAGGAGCAGAAGUUGCUGCUCGAGAAGACCCGCGAUGAACUGCAGCAAACCAAGCAAGAACUGGAAGAAGAGCAGUCGAAAUUGGUCUCUGUUCAGACGUCACUGGACGCUUGUCGUGAAGAGCUGCGCGUGGCCACAGAGCGCCAGAAGGUCCUGAACGCCGACAACAAAGUCCUGCAGGACAGCGUGCGCUCCCACCUGCGCUACUCGGCGCAACUAAAGCUCAAGCUGCGUGAGGCGGAGGGCGCGUGUGCUGGAGCAGAGCGUGUCGCCCGCCAGCUAAGUGAGCAAUUUUUUAUACUGUAUCUAUCAUGUAGAGUAUAA